This is a messenger RNA of Hyaloscypha bicolor E, 2325 nucleotides long. RefSeq lists its product as uncharacterized. The transcript has a single exon. The coding region runs from base 1 to 2325 and encodes 774 amino acids. Lineage: Eukaryota; Fungi; Ascomycota; Leotiomycetes; Helotiales; Hyaloscyphaceae. The record is from RefSeq and is a predicted model, not a curated record.
AUGUCUCAAAACAGCAAAUUAGUAAUUCAUUUUGUCUGCGGGCAUACAGAGACUACUAUAAUUGAUGGCAAACGAUCAUCGCAACAGAAUCGAAACCUCUGGUCCAGAAUCAAGAAGUGGUCGUCAUCAACACCAACUGGAACCAAACAUCAGCAAUCUGCUUCGCUCUGUGAACGAUGUCGGAAUAUUGAGAGAAGACAAAUUGAAGAAGCUGCGGAACUUCAAUCUCAAAUGGCUGCGAAUGUUUCAAGGCAGCUGGCAGCACAAAAGCGACGACUGGCCGCACCACCAGCUCAAGGAGUCAAUCAGACGAUUGCCGCACUGGCCCUUCCUAAUGACAAGGCGAUCAUCGAAGCAUUACGAAGUGCACAGCUGAAUUUUUGUGGCCAAGAAGAGCUAAAACUCGUUCACACUGUAGAGUGGCAAGGAGAAAAAGCUCUCAAGGUUCAACAAGACCUCGAUCGCGUCAUUGGAUUCUGGGAGAAGUUCCAUAAUGAACACGCUGGUCGUGUCAAAGGAGUUACUUGCCGGAGUGGACCCAAGUUUUGCUCGCAAUGUAAGGAGAUGGAAACCUCUCUAGCCGAUCCUUCAUUCCGACGGCAAUCAGGACUACCUGAUGUCAAGCUGUCAGAUGGCACAUGGUAUGGAACAAAUGGUAUUGCGGGGGAUCCUUGGAGUACUGAGUGUCCAUUUGAGCCUAUCAAAGCUCCCAUUGAGAGCAUAAAUACACGAGAUGCUGUUCAGGAAGCGACCCCCGGCCCUGAAGCUGGGCCCGGAAAUUCUCCCGCCGAUACUCCCUCAGAAUGUACUCUUGAUAAUCUAUCAAGCAUCCUCAGUCUCACAUCCCGGACCGAAGUUCAAGAAUGGACCAAUCAAGUCAGUAUCGAAGCACCUCAAUCAGGCCCUCAACGUCAAGCGUAUGAUAUCCAAAGACGUUCUCAUAUAAGAAGUUUGGGCCUUGCAUACUUGGAGGUUCAGGAGACGAGACGGAAAUCUCAACCUGAGAGAGAGCCUGGAGCUGAAGUGGGAAACCAUAAAAGACCCCGCUCCGCCUCUCUCGAUAACUUGGACUCAAAAACACUGAAUUUCAAAUUUCUUGGACCAAAUUUGGAUCAGACGCUACGCCGGCUUGCUUUUUCCGCAAUGGCAAGAAGUCUUCCACCACUACCACCACAGGAAGAAGAAGAGCUCCAGACACUAGAAUCUGAUGAUCACCACGCAUGUCCAGCCGCAAUCUCAAGCAACUAUUCCCCUGGAACUUGGAUUGACAUAACUUUUGGGCAGUCCUAUGUAGAGAAGGUCGAGUCUGCACAAACAAGCAGCCUGGGGCAUGUGGGACCGCUUGAAACUGGCACCAGUACUGUUCUACGAGAUACUCAAGUUAACUCAGAUGCCAUUUCUCUUCAUAAGUCAUCAGUGCAAACACCAACUCAAUUGCCUCUGGGAGAACCCACUUUUGAACUUGAAGACACCACAGACUUGGAGCAAACACCAAGCCGGCCUCCAAGUCCCCGUUACCUCUCAUCUCCCGACCCACCACCGAUCAAUCCUUUCUCCCCACUCGGAAUUCAAGCUAUUAAACAGAUCCGAAAUUACUUCCACAUUCCAUCCCAUAUUGAGCCAUCCGGCUACCAAGAAUAUUUCUAUGCUCGACCUCGGAUUUUGAAAUCAAUGGAAAGGUUAGGAAGAGCAUUUGCUUCUCGUAAAUCCGCUCCCUCUGGACUGCUUGAUGAACUCCCUUGGUUUCUGACGUCUGACCGGGAGAAGAUCAUCUUCCUCAUAAACAGUGGAGAUGAAGAUAUGCAGAAGAAGAAGGAGAUCUCGGAACUUUCCAGUAGGGUCCAAUGGCACGAGCUUGGUGACGACUCCAGCGGCUGGGAAGACGGAAAUGAAGACGAUGGUGAUGAACUAGAAGCAAGACGCAAGGCUAUUUCUGAUGCAAUCGCUGGAGAAAUGUCCAACGAGCACCUCCAUGCUCCUGUCUAUCUUGGGUUUAAAGCUUCUAAUCCAGAUCCACCACGCCCAGACACACCGACUGGAGAGAGUCAAAGGCAGAACUCGUACAAUCUAGAAGCUUCACUGAAUUCUUACGAACCUCUUGAUCACUCUUACUCAGACGACGAGGAGCAGGAAGAGAUGCAAUCAAACCUGGUAGCCAUAUCUGCUCCAAUAUCCGAGGAUCCCGAAUCGCUUCAUAAUGUCAAGGCUAGAAGCUUGCUAAGGAAUGAGCUCGUUCUCAAUGAUGGAGGCGAGAACCAGGAGGAUGGGCACUUGCUACCAGGAGGAGUGGAGGGGCUAAUGAAUGACCCCGUUUUCACUGAUUGA